Molecule: messenger RNA, 879 nt
Organism: Drosophila serrata
Lineage: Eukaryota; Metazoa; Arthropoda; Insecta; Diptera; Drosophilidae
Product: mpv17-like protein 2
Biological process (GO): mitochondrial ribosome assembly
Cellular component (GO): cytoplasm; mitochondrion; membrane
Source: RefSeq, a predicted model, not a curated record
AUCUUCUAAGGAACCAUAUACUUCAAUGUCAAAAAUGGUGUCAGACUAACAUAAGUUUCGAAAUAGAUAUGACAUAAAUUCUAUGAAACGUAGGGAAGCGAGGAAGCAGUGCCUUGGCCCUCGAGGUUGGAUGGAUCGCAUGGAGGAGCACGAUGUUUAGAGUCCGAUGGCAUCGCCUGUUAAGUCCAUUUCCGCGGAAAACCACCUCAGUGGUGGACCACAUCUCCAAGAGACUUCAAAGCAAUCAAAAACCGUCUGAAAACGAAUCGUUCUGGUCGCAUUUGUUCGGAAAGUACCUUUUUGUGACAAAUACCGUGGGAUCGGGAUUGCUUCUCGGCAUCGGAGACUUGAUUGUCCAGUACUGUGAUCGAUUGACGGAGAAGAAAUCGUUCGAUUAUAUACGAUCCAGGAACAUGGUAGUAACUGGCUUGAUAAUGGGGCCAGUUCAGCAUGGAUUUUACUCGUUGCUGGAUCGGGUAUUUAUUGGUAAAACAAGACUGGUAAUUCUCCAAAAGUUACUUGCGGAUCAGUUGAUAAUGUCGCCCUCCUACAUUACUCUGUUCUUCACCAUUACCAGUUUGCUGGAGGGGCUAAGUAUUAAAGAAUGUCAUGCGAUCCUGUCGAAAAACUUCCUCUAUACCUGGGCUCUCGACUGCUGCAUAUUUGCGGCUUUGCAGUAUCUGAUUUUCCGCUACCUUACGGCCAUGUAUCGUGUGGUCUUUAUAAAUCUGGUCAAUUGUUUAUAUAUCGUAAUGCUAUCCUAUAUCAAACAUAGUCCCUAAAAUUCAGGCAAAUGAAAAAGUUUUAUUCAAAAUAAUAGUAAACCUGUCAUGUUCCCCCUUGAAUCAUAACACAAUAAACCAGAAAACUCAAAACUCA